Messenger RNA from Spirometra erinaceieuropaei, 660 nucleotides. The record is from the annotation of a GenBank genome assembly. NCBI's taxonomy places the organism in Eukaryota, Metazoa, Platyhelminthes, Cestoda, Diphyllobothriidea, Diphyllobothriidae.
AUGUCCGAUCACAGUAUUACGACGCUAGCAACGGCGUCCGCAGGAACCGACGCACUCCCCAACCCUGGUCCAGUGGUGCGGUCGAAUUGUAUGCGAGCUGGACUACGCAAUCGUGGACGGACUCCCGGUAUUGGAUACUGGAAUGUGCGAACGUUUCCGAACCCCGGUACACAAAGACUGACCUCACAUAGCCUUUAUCAGUACAGCGUAGAUGUCUGCUGUCUGUCUGAAGUUCGACUCCCUGAAUCAGGCCCCCGUGAAAUACAGAUCCCGGGAGACGAAUCACACUUCACCCUGUACCACAGUGGCCCGCGCGAUUCUUCUGGUCGUCACGGUGUGGCGAUCGUCCUAUCGCAACAAGCUGACCUUGCGCUACUUGCUUGGGAACCAGUCAAUGACCGGAUGGCCUACGUGCGACUGAAGGGCCACUUCACGAACAUAUUAAUGGUCUCCGUGUACGCACCAAUUUUGGCUGCCGAACAGCGCGAUAAAGAGGCGUUUUACUCUCAGUCGCAAGUACUAGUUGAAAGAGUGCCCCGCUGUGAUCUGCUGAUUGUUGCUGGCGAUUUGAAUGGCCGAAAUGUGCAUGGCGAUCCCACAACCAGUCGUCUUCUUGGUCGCUUUGGGCUUGGCUCCCAAUGCGAAAAUGGUGAGAGAUAG